Schistocerca gregaria is the source of this 2357-nucleotide messenger RNA. RefSeq names its product UMP-CMP kinase 2, mitochondrial-like. NCBI's taxonomy places the organism in Eukaryota, Metazoa, Arthropoda, Insecta, Orthoptera, Acrididae. Gene Ontology annotation, biological process: dUDP biosynthetic process; dTTP biosynthetic process; dTDP biosynthetic process. Gene Ontology annotation, cellular component: mitochondrion; cytoplasm. The record is from RefSeq and is a predicted model, not a curated record. Gene Ontology annotation, molecular function: dTMP kinase activity. Bases 894 to 1727 code for a protein of 277 amino acids. The transcript has 6 exons.
ACAGCUCAAGGUUAAUGAAGGAAACGCGUGUCCAUGACGUUUAUGCAGCCAUCGGCUAUAAACAUGGGAUUGGGAUCAAUCUAUCUGCGUAGUCCUCUGUAGUCUGAAAUUUACAGUGUUGACCAGUUAACAUAAUAAGAAAUCGAACACUUGACUCAUGAAAACUGCUUGUAGGUUGUAGAGAACGUUCCUAUGAAUUAGUUGCGAGUAUUGAGAAUAUUUUUUGUGUAGUCCUUCAUUACCGUAAACUGUAGGUCCUGUAAACAGCCUAGACACUUCGACUCGUAGUGGAAUGAAGACUGUGACAACGUGCAUUAGAUUAUGAAAACUUCAGUGAAGGUUUUAUUUAAGGUCAAUAUUAAAUUUCAGUAUCAACAGACUCUCAUAUUAUAGAUGACACGCUGCGAGAGGGAACAAUACGUGUUUAUUAAUUUUGUAACAUUUAUAGAAUAUAACAAGAGAAGAGAAUGUAUUGAACGGAACCAUGAAAAUUAUGUACAUUUAAAACUGACUAAAUUUCACUGGUGAACCGACAAAUUCCCUAUUGUGAAACACAGCUGUACAGAAACUGUAACUAAGAAGCACGUUAGUAAUAGCACGAUUUAGUGAAUAAAGUAUGAGGUAACGUGAAGGAUUUGGCAGGCUGUGGAACGAAAGAAGAAUGACAGCGUGUUUUGUGUGGCAGAAGUUGAAUAGCCUGUGACGAUUAAGUGACUGUCAGUUGUCAGGCUUGAUCGGGUAAGUACUACGUUACUUCGUCACGCAGAGUUUAGUUGCAAAGUCAAUGACGUGAAUUCGCUCUGAGGUGAAUGAAUUAGACGGUGUGCUUGAUAUUUCCUGUUAGCCUCAUCGGAGGCAUUAAUUUGUAGUUGUGUGGAUUUAAUCAGUCCAGAAUGGCAAACGCUGAAAUUGAUGCGAAGAAAAUCCAGCACCUUUAUCGUUCGCUUGAUUCGACUCUAUCUGUUCUACGAAAGGAGGAGUUUGCUACUCUCCAAGAAGUGAAAGAUUUGUUGUCAACAUUCGAUACCUGUUAUCAGAGAAGCAAAAAGACAGAUUCGUAUCAAAACAAGACUUUUAUCGUACUCGAAGGUCUGGAUGGAUCAGGUAAAACAACGAUAGCGAAGAAACUUGCGACAGCCCUUAAUGGAGUAAGGCGUAAAACACCACCAACAGUAUUGCAGACACUGAGGGCCAAAUUUGAUACACAUCCACCCAUUCUCCGAAGAGCGUAUUAUUCCAUUGGAAACUAUGUAGCAGCAAAAGAGAUUGAAGAGACACUAAAAUACAGUUCAGUGAUUCUAGACAGGUUCUAUCAUAGCACAGCAGUUUUUACAAUUGCAACAGACAUGUACGAAGCUGGAUUAGCUAAGGAUGGGCUACCUCCACAUGGAGAUCCAGUAUAUCAAUGGCCACAAGAUCUCAAACCCAUCCCUGAUGUGAUUUUCUAUUUGGAUGUGAAGGAACAUGUACGAUCACAAAGACUUUCCAAGAGGGUCCAAAUUACGGCUGAGGAAGAGCAAAUGGCAUCAAGUACAGAGUUCAGAAUUUUUACUGCUCCCUGCAAGUUAUUGAAAAUGGCUGUUCCUGAAUAUUGGGCAGGAUCAAAGUUGAAGGAGACAUACUUAAGAAUGGCAGAACCUGCUGUGACCGUUAUUAAUUCUAAUCAACCUGUAAAACUGGUUGUAAGUGACAUUCUAGAUUUUAUGAAGGCAAAAAUGAUGAUAUAGCACAUAUUUCUGAUGACAUUUAUUUGAAUAUUCAGUAUAAAAUAGAGGUAAAAUUCAGUCACGAAAGGAGCAGAAUAAGAUAUCCAACAGUACUCUAGUUUUUUUUUUUAUUUUAUUAUGGCUGAGUUUCACAAGGUAAUACAGUGUGACAAAGGUAGUAAAAAAGGGAAGAAAAAUUUAGAAAUAUUGGAUGAAGAGGGAUACAUAGUGUGCUCAUGAGAAUAAAUUACUUUCAGACAUCUGAAGUGUAAACCCAGUACACAGAAAAACAUAAUAAUUUGUAUGUAGUAUUCAUUGAAUUGUUACUUUUACCCUUAAAUUAUUUAUUAAUUCUGAAUUGUAAUUAACUUGAUACCUGUUAUCCAGUUGUUAAAAAAAGAGCAAUUGUGGAAAACAUUUGAAUAUAACACACUCAGCAGCAUAUUUUUUUUCCCUUCCUCUCUCUCUCUGCUCUCCUCUUCUCAGUUGCAACAUGUAGUAUUUGCUUUCAGGUGGGUCAGAUAUUCAUUUCAGCUAUAAAAAUGUUUCAUGAAAGAUGAUACAUGUCCACUGAUUAAACAUAGAAAGUGUGUAAUGCUGUAAAUAAGACAUUUAUAAUUUUUAACUCGCAAUAAAUGUAUUAAAAACUGG